AUGGCACAACAUAAAACUAAGAAAUCUACUACAAAAGCGGAUAAAAUGAACUUUUUAAACAACAAGGCGGCAACAACUACAGAGACCACGUGGGCCGCUCUACAAGAUAGCGCUGAGGACUUGGACCAUGACCCCAACUCAGCUCCACAUGAUGAGCCAAAUAAAUCGGAGGGACUCACCAAAAUAUACAUUGAGCAAACCAUCGAAAACUUGUCAGCAAAACUAAUUCAAACUUGGAAAGUGACGGCAGAUCAGAUCAGAAAGUAAGCGAGGGACAUCAUCAGUAGAGCAGCACUGCCAAGACCUGGACACCGUGCAAACAGAACAGCAAAUGAACUACAAGCCCUGCAACAACAAGUGGAGAGCAUGGAAACCCAUAUGGCAGACUACGAGGACAGAGCCCGCCGGAAUAACCUGAGGUUACACGGCAUUCUGGAGACCGUGCUCCCUAACGACUUGCCGGUCUUCGUUACAGGCCUACUACACGCCUAUGCACCGGACAUCCCGGCGGACAUGCUCCUGGUAGACAGGCUGCACAGGGUCCCGAAACCAAGACAUUUACCGGACUCCACACCCCGCAAUGUGCUCAUCAGAACACAUUACUACCACAUCAAGGAUCCUCAAAACGCACGGUAA
Molecule: messenger RNA, 636 nt
Organism: Pelobates cultripes (western spadefoot toad)
Lineage: Eukaryota; Metazoa; Chordata; Amphibia; Anura; Pelobatidae
Source: the annotation of a GenBank genome assembly